UGCAGCAUGCGGAAAUGACGGCCGACCCAGAGAGCUCUCAGCUGGCUGCAGAGCCUUUCUCCCUGGCGGAUUCUCUCCCAAGCCCCCCGGAUGUGAACCUCCCUUCCCCGGAGCCCAGGAGACGGCGGGACGCCUGGUCCCGCAAGGAGACCAUCGCCUUCAUUGACAUCUGGAAAGCGGAGGACGUCCAGAUCGCCCUGGGCCAGCAGUACCGCAACAUGAAGCUCUUUGCCUGGAUUGCCGACCGCCUCCGCGAGCGGGGCUUUGAGCGGGACGCCGAGCAGUGCCGCAGCCGGGCCAAAGACCUCAAGCGCGGCUACAAGGAGAUCAAGUGCGGGAACCUCCACUCGGGGAGGGCGCCCAAGACCGCCCCCUACUUCAAGCUGCUGGAGCAGUUCCUCUGCCUCCGCAAGGGCAUCGUCUGCGGGAAGGUGUGCGGGGCCGGCGUGGUGGAGCGGCUGGACAAGCGGCGCAAGAGGCUGCCCCUCAACCCCAUGGCCGCCACCAGGAUCGCCAGGGAAGCAGCCAACGCCGCCCCAGAGCCAGCCGCGAACGAGCGGCAGUACGUCAUCCCCUUGCCACAGGCCUCCCCUCCCAAAGAGCUCCGGGGGGCGGCCACCGAACUGGGCAGGCAGGCCCGAAAGCCGUCCGAGGACGACGAUGUGCCGAUCGUGGGGAAAGAGGAGCCGCCGCGGGGCAGUAGUGUCCCCUUGCCCUCCCCAGAGAACCCUGCUGAACCUCAGGUGUCAAGCGCUGCGGAGGAGCCAAGAAGGCCGACCGCCGGCAACGUGGAUCGCAUGCGCUUCCGGCGGGAGCGUAACUGGCGCCAGCGAUUGGAGUCUGGCCGGCGGCCGGCGGACCCCUCAUCCUCCCCGGCGAUGGCGUCCUCCUCCAAGGCGAACGCUGAUCUUGUGGACGCACUGCGGCAGCUGCACCGGCAGGACCUGCAGGCCUUCGAAAACACCCGGCAGGAGGAGCGUGCUGAAGACAGGCAGGAGAGGCGCCAGGAAAAGCAGGAGCGGGAGGAGGACCGCGCCACCACUCACCGCAUGAUCGCGGCCAUCGAACGCUCCCACCAGACCCUGGCUGACCUCAUGGGCAGGCAGACCUCCGCCAUGGAGGCCAUUGCGACGGCCUUUUCGGCCCCGAAAUACCCCUCUCCCAGCCUCUUUCCGGGGUUCAGCCCUCCGUGGUCGGCCCAGCAGGCCGCUCCCAACUCCGGGGAGAGGCGGGCCAGCGCCUCCGGGAGCAACACAAUGCCCUUGCCUUCCCCCACCCCUGACAAACCCGGGAUGCACGUUCCUGCCGGGGCACAAGACUUGGCUCCGGGACCUGACCCAGCGCCAGGCCCCCUGUGUCCCUCCACCAGCCUCGAGCCUUUCCCUCCCUUAACGAACCCGAGUCCCGGAGAUUCGCCAGCCACCUCGCUGCCAGCUCCCGUCACACACCCCAGCGCCACUUCGAAGCAGAGCCAGAAGAGGAAAAACUGUGACUGAGCGACACUUUGCAGUCCCCCACACUUUCUCGUCUGACCAGGUGGUUCCCACUGCCAUCCUGUUCCGUUCCUUCUCCUUAUUGAUUGCAGUCUAUGGUUUUUGUCAUUGUUCCACCUUCCCGUCUGCCUCACUUUCUUCCCUCGCAAGCAAUGCUGGAUCAUGCCAAAGGGGGUCUCUGCAGUCCAGCAUACAGGUCGGCCAGCUGGGGAACCCCCAAGGAAAGAAGGGUCAGGGCCUGUGGAAUGGUGUUGGGACAACAAUGAGGGAGAAGAAGGAGCAGACUUGGGAGAAGAGGUGUCGGAAGCUGAAGGGGUAACAGGGCUUAGUGAGCGGGGAGAGUGUGUGGCAGAGAGCA
This is a messenger RNA of Podarcis muralis (Common wall lizard), 1851 nucleotides long. The record is from RefSeq and is a predicted model, not a curated record. Lineage: Eukaryota; Metazoa; Chordata; Lepidosauria; Squamata; Lacertidae.